Eruca vesicaria subsp. sativa (arugula) is the source of this 1041-nucleotide messenger RNA. The record is from the annotation of a GenBank genome assembly. Lineage: Eukaryota; Viridiplantae; Streptophyta; Magnoliopsida; Brassicales; Brassicaceae.
AUGUCUGUGAGAGCAAUCCUAUCAUUGGUGGUUCUGGUUAUUCUCAUUGGAUCCCAUGAGUCUACUCCUAUCCCCGACGGUCUCCGGAAGGUAGAGGAAGCCUUUGUCAAGAUAUUAGGCCAAUCAAGUCACGUUCUCUCCUUUGCUCGCUUCACUCACCAGUAUGGCAAAAAGUAUGAGAACGAGGAGGAGAUAAAGCACCGUUUCUCGGUGUUCAAGGAGAAUCUUGAUUUAAUCAGAUCCACCAACAAGAAAGGCUUAUCUUACAAACUCGGUGUCAAUCAAUUUGCUGAUUUGACCAAAGAAGAGUUUCAACGGAAUAAGAUCGGUGCUUCGCAACACCCUUUUGCCACUUCAAAGGGCAGCCGUAGACUCACAGGCAGAGCUCUUUUGCAAACCUCUGCUCCUAGUGCUAGAGACUGGAGAGAAUACGGUGUUGUUAGCCCGGUCAAAAAUCAAGGAGCAUUACCUGGAGCAUCUUGGGCAUUCAGCGCAAUUGGAGCUGUUGAGUCAGCUUACCAUAUUAAACAUGGUAAGGGAUCCUAUGAUCUCUCUGAGCAACAGCUGGUAGAUUGUACUUACUCUCAAUAUCAACAAACCACGGAAGCCUUUGAUUACAUCAAAUCCAACGGAAUCAACAAUGAGACACAGUAUCCUUACCUAGGUGUCAAGGGAGGCUGCAGAAGUUACUACAACUCUGUUGUAAAUGUCACAGGAUAUGUCCCUAUCCCUUCGGGUGCUGAAGAUGAACUUAAGCAAGCGGUUGGAUCCACUGGGCCAGUUAGCGUAUCAUUCGGCGUUUUGGAUACACUCCAGCAUUACCAGAGCGGAGUCUACACUAGUAGCGAACCCUGUGAAAAUGUUGUAGGCGUCAGACAAUAUGGUUUGGCGGUUGGUUAUGGAAGUGAAGAGGGUGUCGACUAUUGGAAUAUAAAGAACUCAUGGGGAGAAGGUUGGGGCGAAGAAGGUUUCUUCAGGAUGGAGAGGGGAAAUAACUUGUGCGGUAUUGCAGAAUCACCAGUGUACCCGAUUGUGGCCUGA